Molecule: messenger RNA, 324 nt
Organism: Fusarium graminearum PH-1
Lineage: Eukaryota; Fungi; Ascomycota; Sordariomycetes; Hypocreales; Nectriaceae
Exons: 2
Coding region: 1-324 (107 amino acids)
Source: RefSeq, a predicted model, not a curated record
AUGGAUCCGAUUACUGCAUUACAGUGGAUCUUUCGGCUUUCAGAAGCAAUUGAUCCUAUCCCAACUCAAACCCUGAUCUCAUCGGUCCGUCUCCUUGUUGAGCAGGUGUCAAGGAUCUUCAAAAUUCAACCUAAGCCAAGUCAAGCAGGCCCUAGUUCAUUGAACCCCUGUCGGAGCGCUGGUCCGCUAUUGCGUACAGCUUCGCUUGUGAUUUUGUUUUUUGCUUCUUCCGCUGUCAAUUAUGCAGCUACCCUCGGCAAUGAAACUCCAAGAGAAAGACUCCACGCAAAAGUAACCCUGGAUAAAUCACAGUUUGACGGUUAA